CAGUUUUCUAAAAAACCCAGAUCGCGAUUUGUAGUUUUUAAUCGAAUUUUGAUACAAAAAUGGAGAACAACCAACAGUCGUUUUGGCAGUUCAGCGAUCAGCUUCGAGUCCAAGCCUCCAAUUUCGCAAAUCUGAACAUCAACGAUUCGAUUUGGAGCAAUUCGUACAGCAAGAGGCCUGAUGAGAGGAGGAAUUUCGAUAUAAAGGUCGGCGGAGAAGUGAGUCCGAUAGUUAAUUUAACUCCGAAAGGGUCCGAUUUCAACGGGUUCAACGACUCGUGGGUCGACAAUCUGAAGCCGAAAGCGGCGUUUUCCGACGCGAACGGCAGUUCCAACGACGGAUGGAACAGCUUCAAGCCGAAAGCUUCGGAGUUGAACAACGGAUUCAACGACAACAGAUGGAAUAGCUUCAACCCAAAGGCUUCGGACUUCAGCGACAACAGAUGGAACAGCUUCAACCCAAAAGCUUCAGACUUCAACAACGCUUUCAACGACGGGUGGAAACUCGGCGGCGCUGCCGGGUCGCAGAAUAGCGCCGUUGGUCUCAAUGGCGGUUUCAACAAAGGGAUUUACUCCAAGCCUGCAAUUCACAACAACGUUAUGAAUUUGAAGCCGUACAAGAACAAGGCCCACGAGGAAAAUCAGAUUCAUGGCGGGAAAACUGGGAAGAAGAAUAACAACAGCAAUCCCGGUAAGAAGAAAUCCGGCGCCGGCGCCGGCGCCGAUGACAAUAACAAGGAUGGCAAGAGUGGCGUGGAUAAGAGGUUUAAGACGCUUCCGCCGGCCGAGUCUCUGCCCAGAAAUGAGACCAUUGGUGGGUACAUCUUUGUCUGCAACAAUGAUACCAUGCAAGAGAAUCUCAAGAGGGAGCUUUUUGGAUUGCCUCCACGUUAUCGUGAUUCAGUGAGGGCGAUAACUCCGGGGUUGCCCCUGUUCCUCUACAACUACUCCACCCACCAACUCCAUGGUAUUUUCGAGGCUGCGAGUUUUGGAGGGACCAACUUUGAUCCGUCGGCCUGGGAGGACAAGAAGUGUCCCGGCGAAUCACGCUUUCCAGCUCAGGUUCGAGUUUUUACUCGGAAAGUUUGUGAGCCACUCGAAGAGGACUCGUUCAGGCCAAUUCUUCACCACUACGACGGCCCUAAAUUCCGACUUGAACUUAGCGUACCCGAGGCACUGUCUCUGUUGGAUAUAUUUGCAGACCAAAACCCUUGAACAACAACAAAAUACAAAGGCCGCACAUAAAAUACAAGAUAUGAAGUUAGUGAAGAAAAGAGAGAAUAGUGAACCGUAGGGCUUACAUGGCACCAAAUAUGGAUAUAGUGCGUUGAGUAUCUGGGAAGAGUUUUAGAAGAAUCAAUCAAUCAGAAGACAGUGAAUAUAUACAUAUAAAAAUAGUGUGUAUAAUAAUAUAGUUGUAUAAUCUUUUGCAAAAGAACCCAUAUAUAAUUAUGCUUUUGUCCUUUUUGUUUUUCUCUUGCAAUGUAUAAGCAAGUCCAGAUGAUGAGAACCGAAUCCUUAUGAUGGAAUAUGAGGUGUAUAUGGGGGAUGGAAAGAACUUGGAUUAUCGAAAUAUUACCUCUGUUACAGCA
Pyrus x bretschneideri (Chinese white pear) is the source of this 1591-nucleotide messenger RNA. Its product is annotated as DCD domain-containing protein NRP-B. Gene Ontology annotation, biological process: response to endoplasmic reticulum stress. The transcript has 4 exons. Bases 60 to 1214 code for a protein of 384 amino acids. Lineage: Eukaryota; Viridiplantae; Streptophyta; Magnoliopsida; Rosales; Rosaceae. The record is from RefSeq and is a predicted model, not a curated record.